Andrographis paniculata is the source of this 2186-nucleotide messenger RNA. Its product is annotated as coiled-coil domain-containing protein SCD2-like. The transcript has 18 exons. Bases 171 to 1928 code for a protein of 585 amino acids. NCBI's taxonomy places the organism in Eukaryota, Viridiplantae, Streptophyta, Magnoliopsida, Lamiales, Acanthaceae. Gene Ontology annotation, biological process: cytokinesis by cell plate formation. The record is from RefSeq and is a predicted model, not a curated record.
UACCCAAUUUCUUCUGCUCGUUUUUUUUUUUUUUUUUUCUUCCCUUUUUUCCACCGUCAACGGAAUUUUCCUUUUGAUUUCCCGUUCCGAGAGCCACCACGAAAUCUAGCGCUCCGGAAAUCUAGCUGAAGGCGCAGAUCACUCGUCUGUAGCUGGAGAAAUCCGCGAUUAUGAAUCGGAAUAGGACUGAUAGUCCGGUCUACACCCGCCAGUGGAGCGGCGGAUCCAGCAGCACAGGUUUGUCGUCGCCGGUGGGAUCGCCGGCGCAUCCUCGGUCUAGGCUUCCUCCCGCCACCACGGGUAUGUCGACUAUCAAGCGAACUCAGAACGUGGCGGCUAAAGCGGCGGCGCAGCGACUGGCGAUGGUUAUGGCGUCCAAGACGCCGAACGACGAUGAUGAGGAAGAGGAGGACGAUGAUUUGAAUUUCCGGUUUGUGCCUCCGCCGCCGCCGACUUCAAUUUCGAAUAAUAGCAGUAUUCAUAGGAGAGACCAUAGCGACAGCACCGGUGGUUUGUCGGGAAUUUCGCUCUCCAAGCCGAAUAGAUCUCCGUCGCCUGCGCUCUUCGCAAGAGAAGUACUGAUGACGGAAAGUAAUAAAUUAGGUCGAAACUUUAUGGACGUUACUCCUUCGGUUCGAUCUUCGUCAGCUGGAAGAACGUCAAUGUCUGUACGCACAGCUGCGAAUACAGUGGCACCACCAAGACCAUCUUUGAAAACACCAGUCUCAAUUCCUGCAAUUGAACCUCCUAGUAGCAGAUUAAGAGAAAAGAGAUAUACUUCUGACGUCGGACGUGACUUAAAAGAUUCUGGGAAUCAACAGGAGGCUUCUGCACUUCGAGAUGAACUUGAAAUGCUACAAGAGGAGAAUGAAGAAAUGUUAGAUAAGCUUCGCUGUGCUGAGGAAAAACGUGAAGAAGCAGAAGCCAGAGCCAGGGAACUCGAGAAACAGGUUGCUUCAUUGGGAGAAGGCGUAUCCUUAGAAGCUAAACUAUUGAGCCGGAAGGAAGCAGCUCUACGGAAAAGAGAGGCUGCUUUCAAAGCAGCAAAGCAGACAAGAGAUGGAAGAGAAGAACUUGCAGCACUUCGUGCAGAACUUAAGAACCUAAAAGAUGAGACAGCAGCUACUGUUGAACAACUUCAUGAUGCUGAAUCUGAAGCAAAAUCUCUUCGAACAAUGACACAAAGGAUGAUUUUGACUCAUGAAGAGAUGGAAGAGGUUGUUUUGAAGAGAUGUUGGCUUGCACGUUAUUGGGGUUUGGCUGCACAUUAUGGUAUAUGUGCAGAUGUAGCAGUUUCCAAGCAUGAGCACUGGUCAUCUUUAGCACCACUUCCCUUUGAGGUUGUCAUCUCUGCUGGACAGAAAGCCAGAGAGGAAUCUUGGGAUGCAGGUGGAGAUGAUUCUGAUCGAAGCAAGAUUGCUCGUGAUCUGAAUGAUUUAACUGGGGAAGGAAAUAUUGAGAGCAUGCUUUCAGUUGAGAUGGCAUUAAGGGAAUUAGCUUCCUUGAAGAUUGAAGAUGCUGUUUUACUUGCACUAGCCCAGGGUCGACGUUCGUCAUUAUUUCAGCAAUCCUUCUCAGUGGGUAAAUUUUCUGGUGAUCCAAAACACUUGGAGGCAUCUGAAAAUUUGAGUCAAGAGGAGUCUGAAGAUGUUCUUUUUAAGGAGGCUUGGCUUACGUAUUAUUGGAGAAGAGCAAAAGCGCACGGUGUCGAGGAAGAUAUUGCAGAAGACAGACUUCAGUUAUGGAUAAGCCGCAGCAAGCAUUCUCCAACAAUACACGAUGCUGUAGACGUGGAGCGUGGCGUAACAGAGCUGAGGAAAUUGGGAAUCGAACAGCAGCUGUGGGAGGCAUCACGUAAAGAAAUCGGGCAGCCAACUUGGACAAUUGCCAACGGCAAGCAUGCCCCUCCAGAACCAGAAUCCCAGUGAGCUGGUACAUUUCCCUUGGCUAUUAUUCAUUUUUGUUUCAAAAUACUAUUAUUAUCAUCACAAAAAUUUCCAUUACUGGGUAGUUUUGUAGAUUUCAAAAAUGUAAAGUUGUUUGUAUCAAUCGAGUCAUUUCAUCAUUAUCACUACCUCGUAGAUGGGAUUUUGCAAGUAAAGGUUGAGAGAGUUUGGUUUGUGUGUGAGCUGUUUGUUGAGAAUUCGUUAAUCGUCGGGUAAUAAUUAAUUGUUGAAUUUGUGUAA